AUGAAAACUAUUGUAAUCUUUGUCUUCCUCUUCAUGGCGUGUGUCAAUGCUAAACCAUAUAUGGGAUACGGCAUAGGGAGUGGUGUGGGUAUGGGCUAUGGAAGCGGUUUAGGCUAUGGAGGCGGUUUGGGCUAUGGCAGCGGGAUGGGAUACGGCAGCGGAAUGGGAUACGGUAGCGGAUUGGGAUACGGCAGCGGGCUAGGUUACGGUAUCGGGUCCGGAAUAGGAUACGGCGAUGGAUUCCUUUCAAAUAUGUGGAUAUAA
This is a messenger RNA of Danaus chrysippus (African queen), 264 nucleotides long. Lineage: Eukaryota; Metazoa; Arthropoda; Insecta; Lepidoptera; Nymphalidae. The record is from the annotation of a GenBank genome assembly.